GCCUCUUUACUGCUGCGGCCCGGACAAUAUGGAGAGGGAUGAAAACACGCCGUUAAUACCACACCAGAGGCCCCAAAGAGGUAACGGGAGGCUGUACUUGGCGGCGUUCUCUGCGGUGCUGGGGAACCUGAGUUUUGGCUAUGCCCUGGUCUUCCCCUCUCCAGUCAUCCCCCAGCUGCAGAGGGGAGACGACCCCCACCUGAAGAUGGACACUCAGCAGGUCUCAUGGUUUGGGUCGAUCUUCAACCUGGGGGCGGUGGCGGGUGGUCUGGGGGCUAUGCUCCUGAACGACAGGCUGGGCCGCAAGGCCAGCAUCAUGCUGUCGGCUCUGCCUGCCUGCGCUGGCUACCUGGUGAUGGGGGCGGCACAGGCCGUCUGGAUGCUCUACCUGGGCAGGUUCCUCACCGGCGUCUCCUCCGGCAUGACGGCCGCCUCCAUACCUGUGUACGUGUCUGAGAUCUCUAACCCAAAGGUGCGAGGUGCGCUGGGAUCGUGUCCACAGCUGAUGGGGGUCUUUGGAUCUCUGGCGCUUUAUGCCCUCGGUUUGGUGUUGCCGUGGCGCUGGCUGGCGGUUGCCGGGGAGGUUCCGGUGUUGGUCAUGCUGGUGCUGCUGUGCUUCAUGCCGGACUCGCCACGCUUCCUGAUCACGCAGGGCCGACGCGAAGGCGCCUGCCGGGCCCUGGAGUGGCUCAGGGGCCCCGAGUACUCCGGAGAGCUGGUGCGCAUCGAACACAGCGUCAAAACACAGAGUGGCAUGGGCUGGGCGGAGCUGCGUCAGUCCUUCUACUACAAGCCCAUCCUGAUCGCAGCCUCCAUGCGCUUCCUGCAGCAGAUGACCGGCAUCACACCCAUACUGGUCUACCUGGAGCCCAUCUUCCACCAGACACAGAUUACACUGGAGCCCAGGUACGAUGCAGCUCUGGUGGGGGCCGUACGCCUGCUCUCCGUGAUCACUGCAGCCGGUCUGAUGGACAAGGUCGGCCGCAAACCCCUCCUUUACACUUCAGGCUUCCUCAUGUUCCUGUCCAUGCUGACCAUGACCAUGUACACCCGCACGCCGCCCACGCACCAUAGCAACAGCACUGGCAGCUCCUCCCUGCUACAGUGGGGUGGAAACCCCAUGCAGGCCUCGCCAACCUUUAACCCCAUCACACUCAUCCCGCUCAUCACCACCAUGGUCAUCAUAUUCGGCUACGCCAUGGGCUGGGGACCAAUCACAUGGCUGCUGAUGUCGGAGGUGCUGCCGCUGGGGGCUCGUGGGAUAGCGUCAGGCCUUUGCGUGGUGGUCAGCUGGCUCACCUCCUUCGUGCUCACAAAGGUCUUCAUGCAUGUUGUGGAGGCCCUUGGUCUGUUUGCCCCUUUCCUGUUCUUCAGCGUGGUGUGUGUGGUGAACAUCAUCUUCACGGGGGUGUGUGUUCCCGAGACCAAAGGCCGCUCCCUGGAGGAGAUCGAGAACUACUUCAGGACAGGGCGCUCCUUCACCAUCACCGACAGCGUCUCAAUCACGUCAUGACAAAGCCAGUAGGACAUUUAUGAAGAUGACGAGCAGCCGUGGAACUAAUGGUUAAGGACGUUGUCUGCAGAUCAGAGGGUUGCAGGUUUGAAUCCAACACUUAAGCCUACCUGUCCCUACACCUCCAUUCAUGUCUGGAGUGCCCUUGAGCAAGGCACCUAAACCCACGCUGUAACCAAUACCCUGUAAUGACUGUAAGUCGCUUUGGAUAUGUGUAAUGUAAUGUUAGGACAUGUACAGUAAUGUAUAAACAAACAAUGUUUCAUCCCAUGUGGACUCUCCAUACAAGAAAUGGUAGGCAAUGAAACCCUAACCCGACUCUCGACAGAUGAAUGGUUUCCACCUUGCUCCACGAGCAUUCAUCUAUAGAUCUACGCCAUAUGUGUAGGUAAAGGUCUGUGAAAGGGUGGUUAUAUAUAUAUAUUUUAAAGCUUUGCACAUGAUUGGGGAAACACUUGUCUGAAAUCUUUCAUGAGGUGCUAUUUUAACUACAUCAAAAGAGAAAAAGUCUGCUUCAAGCUGGAUUUUCUGCUCCCCCUUCUUUUAUUUUUCCAUGACAUUUCGGGAAUAAACCCUUACAUU
This is a messenger RNA of Engraulis encrasicolus (European anchovy), 2095 nucleotides long. RefSeq names its product solute carrier family 2 member 6 (gene slc2a6). The record is from RefSeq and is a predicted model, not a curated record. Gene Ontology annotation, biological process: transmembrane transport. The transcript has 10 exons. Lineage: Eukaryota; Metazoa; Chordata; Actinopteri; Clupeiformes; Engraulidae. Gene Ontology annotation, molecular function: transmembrane transporter activity. Bases 29 to 1513 code for a protein of 494 amino acids. Gene Ontology annotation, cellular component: membrane.